CGACACAGCCUCAGAUAUAAAAGGAGCAGACCGAGCAGGUCUUAGACGCUGUGAGAGCCAUACACCCCUCACCUACACAUAACACACACCCACAUACACGCCUCCACCUCCUGCACCGUCCCCAUUCAUUCCUGCGCACAUCCCCUACAGUCAGUCUGACCGGAUGAGUUACCCGGUGGACACGAUAGGGAGCCCCUUCAGGAGAAAUAUGGAUACAAGGCCGACCAGCUACGGCUACAGCCGCUCCAUCGGCACCCCCUCCAGCGGCUUCCGCUCCCAGUCUUGGUCCCGGGCAAGCCCCGGCUCCACCAUGACCACCUCUUACAAGAGGACCGUGAAUAUGCCGGUGUCCCGAGCAUACAGCUCAACGGUGCUCAGCUCCGCCGACAGCGUUGAUUAUGGUCAAACCAUCCUGAACGGAGACUACAAGCGAUCUAACGAGAAAGAGCAACUCCAAGGGCUCAACGACCGGUUUGUUGUUUACAUUGACAAGGUGCACUACCUGGAGCAGCAGAACAAGCAGAUCGAGGCGGAGAUCCAGGCACUGCGGCAGAAUCAGGUGUCGCGCUCCCAGCUGGGCGACCACUACGACCAGGAGCUGCAGGAGCUGCGCUCCAUGCUGGAGCAGAUCCACCAUGAAAAGGCGCAAGUUCAGCUCGACACUGACCACAUCGAAGAGGACAUCCAGCGGCUUAGGGACCGCUUUGACGAAGAGGCUCGCAUCCGUGAGGAGACAGAGGCCAUAAUCCGCGUCCUGAAGAAGGACACGACCGACUCGGAGUUGGUGAAGUCCGAGUUGGAGAAGAAAGUUCAGUCGCUGCAGGAUGAGAUCGCCUUCAUCCGCAACAAUCACGAGGAAGAGGUGAGCGAUCUCAUCGCCCAGAUUCAGGCGUCUCAGGUGACCGUGGAGAGGAAAGACCUCCAGAAGGCAGACAUCACCGAGGCGCUCCGGGAGAUCCGCUGCGAGCUGGAGGGCCACUCCAACCAGAACCUGCAGCAGGUGGAGAACUGGUUCAUGUGCCGCUACGCCAAGCUCACUGAGGCUGCGGAGCAGAACAAGGAUGCCAUAAAGUCCGCCCGUGAUGAGAUAUCCGACUACCGCCGCCAGCUGCAGUCCAAGACGGUGGAGUUGGAGUCUGUCCGCGGAACAAGAGACUCGCUGGAGAGGCAGCUGAAUGACAUCGAGGACCGCCACAACAGCGAUCUGGCCAGCCUGCAGGAGACGAUUCACCAGCUGGAUAAUGAGCUUAAGAGCACUAAAUGGGAGAUGGCUCGUCACCUGCGCGAGUACCAGGACCUGCUCAAUGUCAAGAUGGCAUUGGACAUUGAGAUUGCUGCAUAUAGGAAACUCCUUGAAGGUGAAGAGACCCACUUUAGCACUUUCCCUUAUCGCCAGGCUGUCACCUCCACCAAAAAGUCUAAAUCAGAACCUCCUAAGCUUAAAGUGCAGCACAAGUUUGUGGAGGAGAUCAUCGAGGAGACAAGGGUAGAGGACGACAAGUCUGACAUUGACGAGGCCCUGGCAGAGAUAGCACAAGAGCUGUCUGCUACACUCGGAGAUGGUGCAGAGGCAGAGGAGGAGCAGGGAGAAGACGCAGAAGAGGGAGAGGGAGAGGAAGCAGAAGGCGAGGGAGAAGAGGCGGAGGCUGAGGGCGAGGAGGAGGAAGUUGUAGCCGCCACCGAAGCCAAAGUUAGCUCUAGCGCACCCACUAAAGAGGAAGAGGAGGAAGAUGACGGAAAAGGUGAUGAGGAAGAAGAGGGAGAAGGUGGUGAUGAAGGAGAGAAGGAAGAAGAAGGUGAGGGAGAGGAUGAGGGAGAAAAGGGUGAUGAUGCAGAGGGAGAAGGUGGUGAUGAAGGAGAAGGAGAAGAGGAAGAAGAGGAGGAAGUUGAGGAGACAGUAUUGUGCUCCAAAGCCCCAGAGUCUAAAGCCUCUCCUGACAAAGAGAAGGCCGGAGACAAAGAAGGCAGUGGAGGAGAGGAGGAAGCCACCGCUGAAGAGGAGGGUGGCGAUCAGGAAGAAGAUGGCGGAGAUGAGGCAGAUGAAAAAGAGGAUGCAGAUAAAGCCAAGAAGGAGGACAGUGAAAAAGACGAGACGGUGAAGGAAGAGAAAGAUGACAAAUCAGAAGAAGUUGUAGCCAAGACAGAAGCUCCCAAAACAGAAGCUGCAAAGCCCGAGACCAAGAAGGAAGAGGCUCCCAAAGCAGAGUCCCCAAAGCCUGGUUCCCCCAAGUCUGAAUCCCCUAAACCUGGUUCUCCUAAAUCUGAAUCUCCCAAGCCCACAUCUCCAAAGUCUGAGUCCCCCAAAGAAGGCUCACCAAAGGCUGGAUCCCCAAAACCCAGCUCACCAAAAGCUGAGUCCCCUAAGUCAGAAUCCCCAAAACCUGAAUCCCCAAAAGCUGAAUCCCCAAAAGCUGAGUCUCCAAAAGCUGAAUCCCCCAAACCCGAAUCUCCAAAAGCUGAAUCUCCCAAACCCGAAUCUCCAAAAGCUGAAUCCCCAAAGACAGAGACCGCCAAGCCUGAGGCCCCUAAAGCUGCUGAAGAGAAAUCAGAGAAAAAGAGCGACUCAACAGAUGACAAGAAGGUCGAAAAGAAGGAUGCUGCCAUGAAUGGCGAGAUAGAUAAGAGCAGCCCAGAAGAGAAGGAGAAGAAAGAUGAGGAGAAAGAAACCGAUGUGAUCGCCAACGGCAUGGACGAGAGCCCCGUCAAGGAAGAUGGCAGCCAGAAAGUGGUCAUCACCAAAACUGUGGAGACCAUCACCACUGGAGAGGACGGAUCCAAGCACGUCACCAAAUCAGUCACUGUGACCGAGACAGUGAAGGAGGUGGAAGAAGUAGAGGAGGUGAUGCAGGAGAAACUGGUGUCCACCAAGAAGACUGAGAAGCACUCCACCCAGUCCAUCAAGCAGGUGACCGAGGCCGACUGAGGAGACUCCAAACACUGCUGAUCUGGAUGGGGGACCAGAGUAGAGGACACGAAGACAAGCAAUCAACACUGAACUAACAUAAAGAAAAUCAUACAGCUAGAGCGAUGUAAUAAAGAUAAUCACUCUGAAACAUACAAAACAAAUCAUAGAGAGAAGCCAAAAUCUAAAUGCUACAAAAGUUCAAAAAUGCAUGUUGAGUGACAGCUUUAAAUGGGCUUCGCUGCAGACGCGGUCAGGAGCAAGCGAUCGGGACAUUUUAUCCUCUUUUUCUUUCUUUCUGCAGUUCACGGGUGACCUCACGGGAGGGAGGGAGGGGGCUCUCUGCAUGCUAGCUCAGGAGAGGGGAGUACGUUCCUCUCUUAUCUGUAUGGUAGAAAUGCACUGUAAAAAGAGUAAAUAUGUACAAGGAAUAAAUAUAGUACGGGUGGGUGAGUUAGAGAUAUAUUAAGAGAAGUUUUUUGAGUUUAAAUAUCAAUGGUGGGGGACAAGCAGGUGGGAGGGUCCCCUGCAAAGACACGAGAUCUACUGAAGCCUUACUUGACAUGUGAAGAUACCAACUGAGCCAAAAAAGACAACAAUAACACAACAUACAGUGAAGAAAGAGGUGGGCAGCAAUAUGAUAAACACAUGACCAUGUACAUCCAGUAACUGAAGCAGUUAAAGCUUAAAGAACCUGAAGAAACUACUAGCCUUAAACAUGCUUUUUAUCAGUGUCUGUUAUGUUUACCUGAGUGCAACUGAAAAAAAAACAAAAAAACACUGUAAAUGCGCAGAUACGUGCAUUCUUGUAUGCAUAGGAUGGACUUGAAUUUAAAUACAGAAAUAAAUGAGGUGCUACUGUUUGCAAUCCCAUGACUUUACUCAUCAUGAACGA
Larimichthys crocea (large yellow croaker) is the source of this 3797-nucleotide messenger RNA. It is a transcript of the gene nefma, whose product is annotated as neurofilament medium chain a. Gene Ontology annotation, molecular function: structural constituent of postsynaptic intermediate filament cytoskeleton. The record is from RefSeq and is a predicted model, not a curated record. Gene Ontology annotation, cellular component: neurofilament; axon. The transcript is spliced from 3 exons. NCBI's taxonomy places the organism in Eukaryota, Metazoa, Chordata, Actinopteri, Sciaenidae. Bases 164 to 2923 code for a protein of 919 amino acids. Gene Ontology annotation, biological process: intermediate filament bundle assembly; axon development.